This is a messenger RNA of Nematostella vectensis (starlet sea anemone), 1653 nucleotides long. RefSeq names its product leucine-rich repeat and IQ domain-containing protein 1. The transcript is spliced from 4 exons. The record is from RefSeq and is a predicted model, not a curated record. Lineage: Eukaryota; Metazoa; Cnidaria; Anthozoa; Actiniaria; Edwardsiidae. The coding region runs from base 221 to 1378 and encodes 385 amino acids.
CAGAGGAUUUGUUUUUGUCCCUACAUGGAGCAAAACCUCAAUAACAAUAACGAAUUUCUGAAGAUCAAGCAGAUUUUUCUCCAGUAUUUUUUAGGGGUCGACCUCGGGCUUACUGUGAGAUACACGUAUUUAGUCUUCCGAGGUUUCAAACCAUUUAAAUUGACCAUCGAAAAUCUUCACAUUGCUUUUAUACAUUCUUUUCCCCUGCAAGUGAGAAAUCAUGGAGUGCAAAGAAAGCUCUUGUUCAGCCAGUUCCCCUGUAAACUCUCGCCCAGGUGGUAUAGAAUUUGAGAUGAAUCUCGACGAUUCGUGUUCUCAGAAGAGAAAUCCUUUUAAAAGUCGUCGAUUUGGUCCUAUGAAAUCGAGUGGGAAAAUGUCCAAAGAGAAUGAUUUUCAACAUAGGAAUCCAUCACCAACAUCACACGAGAGCAAAACAGAGCCAUCAUUGGCUAUCGAGGACUGCAAGGCAAAUGGUUGUCACACAGCUAUAGCAUUUAGCAUCCCAGUCAAGAAAAGCCCCCAGAAACGCACUCCACCCAGUCGUCUGAGAGGCAAAGUUGACCAGAGGAGGGAGGUGACGAUGGCAGCACUACAAGAGAAACAGCGAUUGGCUGACGAGCGAAGAAAGAAAAGGGAAGAGGAAAGAUUGGAUAGAAUCCACAAGCGCCAAGAGGCUGCAAGGAAGCUGGCACAGAAUGUUGACAUCAUUUUACAGCAAAGGGCGUUUGCUCAAGGCAACAAUGCUACUAAUAUUCAACCCAUGACUCAGCAAGAUUUAUAUUCUACUGCCAAGCAGAUAAAGCAUGACUUCUUCAUGCUCAAAUGCCAACUACGAAAAGAUUUAACUGUUGAAAAUGAAAAAAAGGCAUCACACAAUGAAACCUCUCACAACAAAAACAUUGACGAAAAUCAGAACUGUAAGCAGGGUAUAAAGAAAAGACACGACAGUGGAUCAGUUAGUAUCUCAUUUGAGGUCAAACUUGAUGAUGUUGAGUGCAAAAAUAAAUGUGCACCACCUCCGAACUUAACUAGUGCAAGGAAAUUAAAGAAAGAACAAGUUGAUCAUUUUAAUCUGGAGGAGAAACAGCGGAAAGCUGAAGAGAGAAGAGAUAGGCGUAUGCGGGACAGAGUUAGACGAGCCCGGGAAAACCGAGAGUCUCUUAUGACAAUGGCCAUGAAGAUGGAGAAAUUGAUGAAGCAUGAGGCUGCUGUUAGUGGAUAUGAUGAUGAAGGUCAAAAAUUAGCCAAAGAGGAAGUAGUCAUGUUAGCACACGAGAUUGCUGAUGGGUUUGACCGAAUUGGACAAAGAUAUGAUGCUGAUUUGCAAAGAGCAAGGAAUUUCUUUGUUCCUCAGCCUCUGGGAAUACCAAAGAAAUGAUUUUUUUAACAUUACUCUUUAAGAUGGUUUUCAAAAAGGGUUUUAUGGUUGAAGUAAUGUUAUGUUUUUGAUAAUCAUUAUUUCGAUGUCUAAAAGAAUUGUAAAUAUGUAUUUAUAUACUGUACAUUAAGACAAGGCAACAUUUUGCUGUUAUCUGUGUGUGUUUUGUUAUGGUUAGGAGUGUGACAACUUUACCGUAUCUUUUUGAUAAAGUGUGAAAUGUGAAUUGCGAUAGAUUAGGAAUAAACCGAGGGAUUAUCUCCUAUUCCCAGGUA